AUGGAUAGUAUCUACAACCUGCUCGGGCUCACGAAGCUGCCCCUGAUCCCUGACUACGACACGGACGUCUCGGUCGCAGCGGUUUAUGUCGACUACUUCGCCCAAUACCUUGCCUUCUGGAAGGGAACAGGAAGAGGUCGUACGAGCCCAUCAUUGGAAAUGCCGAUAGAGGAAUAUUCGGAUCAGAUAUCCCAGGCGCCCAUGUCACUGAGAACAGGCCUGUUGGUGUCUGGCAUUCGUAUCGGCGAGGUGAUACGCAACCUCCCGAAGCCAGUAUUGUUUGAUACCUGGCACCGACUCAUCAACCUCAUUGAACAGCUGAGGACCGAGAAUACUCAGUUUCAAAAUGGUAUGACUGCGCAGGAAGCCGUCUUCCCUCCGAAGCUCCGAGUUUCGGGCUGA
Colletotrichum orchidophilum is the source of this 402-nucleotide messenger RNA. RefSeq lists its product as uncharacterized. Bases 1 to 402 code for a protein of 133 amino acids. The transcript has 3 exons. Lineage: Eukaryota; Fungi; Ascomycota; Sordariomycetes; Glomerellales; Glomerellaceae. The record is from RefSeq and is a predicted model, not a curated record.